AUGAUGCUCCUCGCCGGCUGUCCAUUUGAGAUAUACUCAACGUCCGGAACAGAUGGAAAGCCUUCGAGGAUGCUAAAGGGUGCCUACCACUGGGUGCACCUCCGAUAA
Molecule: messenger RNA, 108 nt
Organism: Plenodomus lingam JN3
Lineage: Eukaryota; Fungi; Ascomycota; Dothideomycetes; Pleosporales; Leptosphaeriaceae
Source: RefSeq, a predicted model, not a curated record